AUGGCUGUGACCAACCAACCAGGCAGACCCCCCCCCCCACACACACACACACACUUCCAGACCAGGUUGUGUGAUUGCUUUGAUAACUGUGGUAUUUGCUGCCUCGGUCUGUGCUGCUGUCUGGGCUGCUCCAUCACCACUGACAUGUGCUGUCUGUGUGGUCUAAGAAUGGCCAUGUGUAGCGUCUACAGGACCAGAUACAUCAGUGGCUCACUGUGCAGUGUUUUCAUGGUGAUGCUGUGCUGUCCACUCUGCAGCAUCUGCCAACUGCAGCAGGACAUCGAUCGCAGGAACGAGCUGAUGAUAUUCUGAACAUGUGCAGGAGUCUCAACAAAGGCUCCCACAUGAACAAACCUCCUGCAG
Messenger RNA from Sphaeramia orbicularis (orbiculate cardinalfish), 363 nucleotides. RefSeq names its product placenta associated 8, tandem duplicate 2 (gene plac8.2). NCBI's taxonomy places the organism in Eukaryota, Metazoa, Chordata, Actinopteri, Kurtiformes, Apogonidae. The record is from RefSeq and is a predicted model, not a curated record.